AUGGACAGUGCACAGCUACAGCUGAAGAAGCAGGAAGAACUCAACGAAACUAUUGUAAGUGUUGAUGAAAGUCAAGUGAGUGCCGCAGAGAGGUACAGAAUGCCCGUGGAGCUGUUUCAGCCAGACGAGGAGUCCCCAGAGAAAUCCUUUAAGUUAGAUGACACUGCAAGUAAAUUAACAGUUGACCUUCCUUCUAAACUCUUUCAGGAAUCUGUAACAUCAGCAGAUGGGGUCUCAAAAUCACCACAUCAUCAGAGCAGAGAUACGGGUUAUCAAGCAGCAUUGAAAGAGCCCAGAUGGAGUAAAGGCCGCAUCAAAGUACCUCCAGAUUUUGCUCCUGGGAUUGAUGAACAUGAGACCUCUAUGGAAGUAGAUCUGUUGACAAAUGAAGAUUCCACUUCAGCUUUAUUGGAAGCUAACAGAAGUGGCGUAGGUAUUAGAGACUCCACAAAUGACACUGCAAAAAGUUCAGCUUUGAGGUUGUUAGAUGAGUCGGUUACUGAGGCCCAGAGAGUCACAGAAGAGGAACAAUCUGGCACAGAGGUGCCGCCAGUUAAAACUCGCAGGUCCAGAGGAAGACCUAAAGGCAGCACUGGGAAGCGAGGCAGAAAGAAAUUCCACAGUGUCAGUACCCCCAGGGUCAGUACCCCUAGGGUUUCAGAAUCUGCUGAGGCAAUGAUUGACGUAUCUGCUCGUGCUGUUGAACCUGUUGUUUCACCAGAGACCUCAUCCGAUAUAACCAUCACUCAUCCAGAGAUGCAAUCAUUACAGCACUCGCCUAGAAGCAGCCCUGCAAAACACUUGAAACCCAGUUCUGCGGAUGUCAGCUUUGCUUCAGAUUUGGUGUUAAAAUUUGAUGAUGAUGAUUAUGAAGAAAAAGAUACAGUUGAAGAAGAUGACAAAAAUUUGGUAUGUGGUGCUGAAACUGUUCAAGAGAACACAGCAGUGUUAUUUCAAAAGAGACCAGAACAGAGUCCACAAAGAGAGAAAAUUAUGGUGAUAAAAUGUUCUGUGUCUGGCCCUGCCUUUGUUCGUCAUAAAACUGAAAAAGUCAGCUGGGAUGGGAAUUCGUGCACAGGCACAGUUUCUCGUUUUAACUAUAGAGUUCUUUCUGGUAAGCCGGUAACAUCUCAAAGUAGACAUUUAUCACUUGGUCCAAGAGAGGAAUGUUUUACCUCGGUGCCCCCUCCGUAUUCUGUGAGACGGUCUGAGAUAAGUGAUAAACCACAGACGCUGCCUGCUGUUGUGGUCAGGAGGCAGCAGAAACCCUUAGAGAAGCCUAAAUCAGAUCCUUCUAAAGUGCCCACAGUGGUUCCCUUGGUUAUGGAAGACAACUGUGAUCCCUCUUGUAUUGGGGGAUCGGUUGUUACCAGCCCUGAUGGUGGGGAGGUGUUUGCUGGAACUGUGCUGAAACAGCGGGUGGAGAUGGUGGAUUGGAACACAUCCAGUGAUAAAGAGGAAGUCUUAGAAAAUCUUACUGGAGAAGAGCUGAGGUUAGCACAGAGGCAAUACCUCAGGCAUUUGAUGACUGGGUUAUACAUACAGGCUGGAGAUUUCAGUUCUUUAGAUGAUGAUAAUAAUGACGACUUUCAGGAUGUGGAAAAAGAGGUGAAAGAUGAAGAAAAAGAGGAAGAGGUAACUGUGGAGAAAAAUGGGGAAGAGUUGGCUGAAGGAUUAGAAAACUCCACAGAGGAAAAAGUGUGUGAUCAAGUAGGUAAAGUUGAUUUGUCUGUGACACUGGAUGAUGAAGAACUUCUUAAGAAAAGUUUUUCAAAGGACAGGCAAAAAAGGAAACACAGUCUGGAGUUAGCUUCUCCUGGUCAGGUUACAAAAAAAUCCAGGUCAUCACAAGAUGAACAGAGCAACAGUCUUUUACAGAGUCCAUCUAACUCUGCAUUGUGUUCAGACUUGGAAUCCGCCGACACUCCCAUCACAGCUGUCUCUUCACGAAUUAACGGCACUGACACUGCAUCAUCCCUGUCCCACUCGUGUCAGACCGCAGAGCCUGAACCAGGGGCACAGCCGAAAGAGGCACCCACACAGCAGCGUUUCAAUUCCCCUUCUAGGCGAUCAAGUCGGACCCCCAUUCCUUCCAAAAAAGUUCUCGAUGCUUGGGAUGACUUCCCAGCCCGUUCAGCGCUUAAAGAUAAAAGGACUUUAUCGUUGAGCUCGGAUGAUGAACUAUCGGGAUACAGCAGUGGUGAUGUUCAGCGAAAGAAACUAAAGACAAAACAAUUUUCUGCAUCUUAG
Candidula unifasciata is the source of this 2250-nucleotide messenger RNA. Lineage: Eukaryota; Metazoa; Mollusca; Gastropoda; Stylommatophora; Geomitridae. The record is from the annotation of a GenBank genome assembly.